GUAUUUUAAUACCGUUUACCUUAGUAAAUAUAUUGGUAGCUGAAUUAGAUGAAUAUACUAUAGAGGUUAUUAGAACAAAUCGACACAUCGAACUGGCAAGAAAAUACAUGCCGCUAUUAAUUGAAAAAUAUGUUCUUGGACCAUAUAAGAUGGAUAUCGGAAUACCUGAGAUAAACGAAGGAGAUUUUGAAGGUGUUACUCUCCAAGAUUUAGGAUGUGCAAGAAGAGUUAUCACUCUAGAAGCUAUUACAACUUUAAUCCGUUCUGUGUUAAGAAAGUUAAAAGAAGGAGAAGACGAUCAAAGUUUUACAAAAUUUUCCAAGAUUUGUCGUUUGAUAGGAGCGUUUAGAAGUAUAAAAUACCCAAGUUCAUACAUAGAUACGGCUGUUAUUAACGAUAGAGGAUUUUGUGUUGUAAUAUGUGUAGACAUAAGUUUUAACAUAUACAGAAACAUUGGAAGCAUAAUUUGGGAAGCAAAUCCA
This is a messenger RNA of Adelges cooleyi (spruce gall adelgid), 482 nucleotides long. RefSeq lists its product as uncharacterized. The transcript is spliced from 7 exons. The annotation marks the transcript as partial. Lineage: Eukaryota; Metazoa; Arthropoda; Insecta; Hemiptera; Adelgidae. The record is from RefSeq and is a predicted model, not a curated record.